AAGACAGCAACGGAAGCGAGCGCUCUUUCGGGCUGUUAAAGCGCCGGGGUCACGGGGUCAGCCCGCGGAAGAUGGCGGCGGCGGCGGGGACGCUGACCUUCGGUCGCUUUCUGGGCCGCAGCCUCGGGGCCGCCCGGGGCCUCUCUGCGGCCGUCAGGUGUUUUGGUGUGAAGACAUCGCCCUCGGGGGAGAAAAUUACCCACACGGGCCAGGUUUAUGAUGAAGAAGAUUACAGGAGGAUUCGCUUUGUUGGUCGCCAGAAAGAGGUAAAUGAAAACUUUGCAGUUGAUUUGAUAGCAGAGCAAUCAGUGGCUAAAGUGGAAAGUCGAGUGAUAUCAUGUGAUGGUGGAGGAGGAGCUCUGGGUCAUCCAAAAGUAUACAUAAACUUGGACAAAGAGACUAAAACUGGGACUUGUGGGUAUUGUGCUCAGUUUAAACAACACCACCACCACCACUGAAACCAGUUCUGUUCUUUGGGUCUUGUAUAAUUCUUUGCAUGUAAGGAUUUUAGUAUUUUUUAGAAAAUGCUUAUUUAAGAAUCAUAACAUAAGCUUUGUUUUAAAAAUAUUAUAUGAAUAAAAUAUAAUUAUUGAAUAUAAUUUAAGUUUAAGGUGACAUUUUUCCCCAUGGAAUACAGUUCUUGAGCUGCAUUAUUUUUUAUGGAUGUAUAGCAUUCAGUUAAUCUUUUAAUUCACUGGCUUGCUGUCUUUCAAGAAAAAUUAAACCUGUCAGCAAAUGUU
This is a messenger RNA of Phascolarctos cinereus (koala), 740 nucleotides long. It is a transcript of the gene NDUFS6, whose product is annotated as NADH:ubiquinone oxidoreductase subunit S6. The record is from RefSeq and is a predicted model, not a curated record. Gene Ontology annotation, cellular component: respiratory chain complex I. Gene Ontology annotation, biological process: mitochondrial electron transport, NADH to ubiquinone. NCBI's taxonomy places the organism in Eukaryota, Metazoa, Chordata, Mammalia, Diprotodontia, Phascolarctidae.